Messenger RNA from Cryptococcus amylolentus CBS 6039, 510 nucleotides. RefSeq lists its product as hypothetical. The coding region runs from base 1 to 510 and encodes 169 amino acids. Lineage: Eukaryota; Fungi; Basidiomycota; Tremellomycetes; Tremellales; Cryptococcaceae. The record is from RefSeq and is a predicted model, not a curated record. The transcript is spliced from 3 exons.
AUGCAAAACCCACAGUGGAUCACCCUCGUUGUCCCCCCCGGCCUCCCCGGCAAUGCUGGCCCCUCCUCCCUCGACUGGGAUCUGCUCGGCGGCAACGGCGCCGUCCCCUUUUCUACCGACCUCCUCCCUGCCCUCCUCUCAACCCUCCCCAGCCCUGUAGCCCAGCGGCCACACUGGGGCACGAUCUGCUUCCAGGCCACCGAAGAUCUCGAUGACGGGGCUAACCUCCACUCGCCUGCUGUCGUGACGGCUGUCAUCACUGCUCUCAUCAGGGUGUAUGGAAAGACUGCGGAGCUGAGCGUCUCUUUGGGCGAGAGGUUUUUGGGCGGAAAGACGCACGAGAGGCCGUUGCUCCAGUUUGCCAAGCGAAAACCGGACUGGGAGGAGCAUACGGCUGAAGAUGUGCUGAGGAUCCUCAAGGCUAGCAACUCUCAGCCGGGCGCUAUGCUGCACCCUCUUACGUCUGACGCCAAGGCGUCGCUCUUUGCGUAUGGCGCCCAUCUCCACUAG